Cyprinus carpio (common carp) is the source of this 5543-nucleotide messenger RNA. RefSeq names its product exostosin-like 3. NCBI's taxonomy places the organism in Eukaryota, Metazoa, Chordata, Actinopteri, Cypriniformes, Cyprinidae. The record is from RefSeq and is a predicted model, not a curated record. Gene Ontology annotation, cellular component: membrane. Gene Ontology annotation, molecular function: glycosyltransferase activity.
UAACGCCGCUCGCUGUCUGUCUGCUGUUGGAGCGCGUACGCGUUUUGCUGCACAUCAGAGACGGAACGUCUUCGGCAGCCGUUUACCGGGCCGUUUCUGUCCGUUACCGACGCCAUGGACACGCCGAGGAGCUGAAGUGCUUGAGGACCGACGUCAUUUCUGAUGGAUUUAUCCUGAGAUUGAGUGCAGUUGGAUGGCAUGCAGUAUCUCCAAGAGAUCAUGACAAACUGUGGCCAGUUCAGGAGUCUCAACAAUGGAAGAGUGACCAGAUGCCACAAAUAAAAAUGCAGUUUAGCCAUGCCUCCAUUGCUGAUCCCCAUCAAGGGCACUCAAUUUUUACUGCUGUCUGGGACUCUCUCUCUUCUCUUGGAUAGUUUAAAUUUCAACAUGCAUCAUACAGCACGCAAGACCAUAUUGUUUAUGGAUGAUAUCAUUCUGUCACGAGAAAGAUGAAAUUUCCUUUUAUCAGGAGUCCCAAUUAAAACAAGGACACACAAUUUACGAACUCCAGAAAAGGGGUAAAACUGAAAGUGUGUACAGUACAGAUGAGGUUGCAUUAUGGCAGCUGAAUCUCCUCAACGGCUGCAUUCACGUAUCUGGUUCGGAGGAGAGUGAUAGUUGCACGAUGCAGCGAAGUGGAGGCAUCGUCGGGAACAGCAGCCAGCCAUGGGUACUGCGGCGAGUACGGCUCACCUGGCUUAGUUUCAUGCUCUUCUUCAUCCUGGUCUUUUUCCCCCUCAUUGCACAUUACUACCUCACCACAAUCGAUGAAGCAGGGGGACCAGAUAAACGCAUUUUUGGGCCAAGACCUGGAGGGGAGCUGUGUGAAGCAAAGCAUGUUCAAGACCUGUGUCGUAUCCGGGAAUCUGUCAGCGAGGAGCUACUUCAGCUUGAGGCAAAGCGACAAGAACUCAAUGGCGAGAUAGCUCGACUUAACCUACGCAUCGAGGCCUGUAAACGUAGUAUUGAUAGUGCCAAACAGGACUUGUUACAACUCAAAAAUGUCAUCAGCCAGACAGAGCACUCUUACAAGGAACUUAUGGCACAAAACCAGCCAAAAUUGUCAUUGCCAGUUAGACUUUUACCAGACAAGGAUGAUCCUGGAUACCCUCCUCCGAAGUCGGUCCAGAACUGUCGUUUGCAUACUUGUUUUGAUUAUGCUAGAUGUCCGCUUACUUCUGGCUUCCCUGUCUAUGUUUAUGACACAGGGUCGUAUCCUUGGGGUGAGAAGUUGGACCCUCUUGUCAAACAAGCCUUUGCCUCAUCCAUCAAAAGCAGCGUAUAUGUGACAGAUAAUCCAAACAUUGCUUGUCUGUACAUAGUGCUCGUUGGGGAAAUACAUGAAUCACCCUCCUCUCCUCCUGCCUCGCCUUUAGACCUUGAAAAGCAGCUCAAGGCUUUGCCAUAUUGGAGAUUAGACGGCCACAACCACCUACUUGUACACCUUUCAAGAAAGUCUCUGACACAGAACUUCCUGUACAAUGUGAGCACAGGCCGAGCAGCAGUGGCACAGUCUACCUUUUUUGAACAUCAAUUUAGGGAAGGUUUCGACAUGGUGGUGUCUCCGCUAGUCCAUGCUCUGUCUGAGCCCAACUUCCUUGAGGUGCCUCCGCAAGUCCCGGUCAAGAGGAAGUACCUCUUCACCUUUCAGGGAGAAAAGGUGGAGUCUUUGAGGAGCAGCUUGCUUGAAGCCCCACCGCAGUCCUUCGAGGAGGAAAUGGAGGGGGAUCCACCAGCUGACUAUGAUGACCGCAUUAUUGGCACACUUAAGGCUGUACAGGACAGUCACCUAGACCAGGUUCUUGUGGAGUUCACUUGCAAGAAUCAGCCCAAGCCGAGUUUACCAACAGAGUGGGCGUUGUGUGGCGAGCGUGAGGAUCGAUUAGAAGUACUGAAGGUCUCUACGUUUGCCUUGGUGAUAUCUCCAGGCGAUGUGCAGUUGGUGGCAUCUGCUGGCUGUAGCAUGAGACUUUUUGAGGCUUUGGAAGUUGGGGCAAUACCGGUGGUGCUAGGCGACCACUCAAAGUUGCCCUACCAUCACCUUAUACGCUGGAGUGAGGCAGUCAUUAUGGUACCCAAGCCUCGCAUAACGGAGCUGCACUUUCUGUUGCGUAGCAUCUCAGACAAUGACCUUCUGGCAAUGCGACGGCAGGGUCGGUUUCUUUGGGAGACAUACUUCUCCACCUCAGAGAGCAUCUUCAGCACCAUCCUGGCUAGCGUACGAACCAGCAUCCAGAUACCAGCAGCACCUAUACGUGAGGAGCCUGCCCAGGAGAUUCCCCACAAAGCUGGAAAGUUGGCAGGAACUGAUGCUAACAUGGCUGACAAUGGCGAUCUAGAUCUGGGGCCUGUUGAAGUAGAGCCCCCUUAUGCUUCGCCCCGCUUCUUGCGUAACUUCACCUACACAGCUGCUGAUGUCUACCGCACCUGGAAUCGUGCACCUGGCCCUUUCCAUUUAUUUCCACAUACUCCCCUGGACCCCGUACUUCCCUCAGAAGCCAAGUUUCUAGGGUCAGGGACUGGGUUCCGCCCCAUCGGCGGAGGUUCUGGGGGAUCUGGUAAAGAGUUUCAGGCCGCUCUAGGAGGUAACGUCCCACGGGAGCAGUUUACUGUGGUCAUGCUUACUUAUGAAAGGGAGGAGGUUCUUAUGAACUCACUAGAGAGACUAAAUGGCCUUCCUUAUCUUAACAAAGUGGUGGUAGUGUGGAAUUCCCCCAAACCACCUUCCGAUGAUCUCCUCUGGCCAGACAUUGGUCUACCAAUUGUGGUGGUACACACAGAAAAGAACAGCUUAAACAAUCGCUUUCUUCCCUGGGAUGCAGUUGAGACUGAAGCAAUUUUGUCUAUUGAUGAUGAUGCCCAUCUUCGACACGAUGAAAUUAUGUUUGGGUUCAGGGUGUGGCGGGAGGCCAGAGACCGGAUUGUGGGAUUCCCAGGAAGGUUCCAUGCCUGGGAUGUAAAUCACCAAUCCUGGCUCUACAAUUCCAACUACUCCUGCGAGCUCUCCAUGGUGCUGACGGGUGCAGCCUUCUUCCACAAGUAUUACGCGUACCUCUAUUCGUACGUCAUGCCUCAAGCCAUACGUGACAUGGUGGACGAGUACAUCAACUGUGAGGAUAUCGCCAUGAACUUCCUCGUGUCUCAUAUCACUCGCAAACCCCCCAUCAAGGUGACAUCACGUUGGACCUUCCGCUGUCCCGGCUGUCCACAGGCUCUUUCACACGACGAUUCACACUUCCACGAGCGUCACAAGUGCAUCAACUUCUUCGUAAAAGUCUACGGUUACAUGCCGCUGUUAUAUACUCAGUUCAGAGUGGACUCGGUACUCUUCAAGACACGGUUGCCCCACGACAAGACGAAAUGUUUUAAAUUCAUUUAGCGGAGCAGGGGACAGAAAAGCACAGACGGAGUAUGGACGCGGGCCGGUCUCUCUCUGGGAACAUGAAGGAAACUAAAGCUUUCUUGUAAAUAUCGGAGAAUUUUACUUUGAACUAGUCUUUCUUGAAAUCAAGGGAGAACAAUUAGAGAGCGAGCGAUUACCGUCAGUCGUUUUUAACAUUGUGCGUGAUUCAUCAUCAACCACUACAGGCUUUAUUUGCACCACUUUUCAUGGGACGCCUGGGACAGCGAAAUCAAAACAAUAUACUGACUGGAUAUACAGAAUUAUGGACCGAUGGAGGCGGUUUUGGAUGACAUAUCUGAGAAUUUUGGGAGAGUCGAAGUGUCUAAAUGAAACGUGUUAUUUUUACUUUGCAUAUACUCGUUUGAAACGCACUGAUGGUCAUGUUUUUGUUUUUUUACUUGUGUGUGUGCUUUUAUGCACGUGUGAAUGGCUGUGUGUUGUUCUGUAGGUUGAUCAUCAGUAAAAAUAGCACAAGAUAUCAAACAUAACUGCAUAGGAAUAGCACCAAAUCAAGCUGUUACACGUUCUCAUGUCCCUCACAAUCAAACCAGAAAACAAAAUGUGUGUAUGUAACCUGUUCAGUACACUUGUGGAAUACCAGAUCCUUUUGCUGGAUAAUCAUGUCUGUUUGUGGCAACUGGCUCAUGUGUGUCGUGUGUCGUUUUAAUAAGGUUGAAUGAUUUCAUAGGUGAAAAUUUAAAAAAGAAAUAUCCAGGUCAUAUUUAAUCAUAUAUAUUUUAUAGGAGGAAAAAGCCUGUGGUUUUUUUUUUCUUUUUCCAAAUGUGACAAAUAUCAUGAAUUACAGCACCCAAAUUCUCAUUUCAUAAUGCAAAAAUACAUCGUUUCCUAAUGCAAAAUAUAGUUUUUCAAAAAAAAAUUGCAUUACAAUUAAGUACAUUACUAUCAGUUCUCAUUCUUAUAAUCUAAAAAAAAAAAAAAAAAAAAUCAGUCAUUACUAUAAUGCACAUCAUUUUAUAUUAUUUUUCUAUUUACAUAAUAUGCUAAAUUCAAUGCAACAAAUAUUACUUAUGACAUAUAGAAAUUCUAAACAUUAUUAUUAUUAUUUAUUUUUUUUUUUUUUCUGUGAGAGAGAUUUUUAUUGUUAAAUGUGCUUUUUUUUUUUUUUUUGUCAUGUCACAAUGCAAAAAAUCUGGUUCUGAAAUAAUUUGUCUUAAUUUUCCUUCAAGCACAAUCUUAUUUCUUAUUUCCUUUUGGUGGUGAAAUGUGACCUGGAGAUGUUCUUGACAGCUUCAUGUGUGAAUGUGUUUGUGUGUUGGCUGAUUAUCUGUGAAACACGUGUGACUGGAUAGCAGUGACGGGACGUGCAGUAGUUGCUCUUUCCUCUGUAAACGGUACGUGUCUCUCUUCUGUGCCAGGAUGUUACCUGGGGCUCCUUCUGCCGAGCUGAUUUCACCCUUCAGUUGACAAAUCUGAGAUGCUUUUGAGAACGCUGAACUUGACUACUUCUGUCUGUUGGUUAAUUCAUGAUGUCUGUCCUGACAUGUUUGACAGGUACAUUUAGGAAAAUGGCUCUGCAAUUGUAAAUUUAAUGAGUUUUAUUUUUAAAAACAAAAACAAAAAAGUGGCUCUGUUCCCCUUAGAAUAGGAAUAUGACUGAUUAAAAAUUUUUUUUUUUUUUUUUUUUGCCCUUGUUUUGUAUUGUGUUUAAAUCUAUUGAACAGGCUUUAAUGUUUUUUUUUUUAUAUUAUUAUUGUGAAGACCGUAUGGCCUUUGGGAUUGGACAGGAACUGACCGUAUAAACUAUUGGUAGUAAAGUGUUAAAUGCCAGCAAACGUUAUAACUGACAACUUCUUCAACCACACUAAUAAACCAGCCAGUGUCAUCAUCUUUCAUUAUGGUCAUUUUGAAUGAAAUGAAUGAUUUACAGAAUGAUUUGUCAUUAUACAGUUUAUGGAAUUUUGCAAUUUGUUUUAUUGUGUUUGUGUUCACUGAGGAACAGGAUCAGGAAAUUACAAACUGGAUUCAAUUUAACAACUCUGACAGUAAAAUGGGACGGGAUUGGGAUCUCUGUAGUUUUUGUUUAGUGUUGUGGAAGGUCAUGUGCACUGCAGGGUUAUUACAGGUAACUAAAACUGGAACUACAAUUCAAACCAAUAAAAAACAUUUUCAUUAUUUAAAA